This is a messenger RNA of Melanotaenia boesemani (Boeseman's rainbowfish), 743 nucleotides long. RefSeq names its product transmembrane protease serine 5-like. NCBI's taxonomy places the organism in Eukaryota, Metazoa, Chordata, Actinopteri, Atheriniformes, Melanotaeniidae. The record is from RefSeq and is a predicted model, not a curated record. The transcript has 6 exons. Gene Ontology annotation, molecular function: serine-type endopeptidase activity. The coding region runs from base 47 to 691 and encodes 214 amino acids. Gene Ontology annotation, biological process: proteolysis.
CUCUCACUGGGUCAUCACUGCAGCCCACUGCUUUGUUGAGAACAAUAUGCUUGAAGUGGGCGACUGGCUGGUUGUGGUGGGCACAGUGAACAUUGCACACAACUCCCCCGGGAAACGCUACAGAGCCCUGCAGAUCCUCUACCACCCUCGCUUCAGCAUUCAGGACAAUGACUAUGAUGUGGGGCUGCUGCGCACCAUCACUGACAUGGACAUGACAGGUGGAGUGCGACCAGUGUGUUUACCCAGAGCAAACGAGUCCUUUCUUCCUGGAGCGGCCUGUUGGAUCACAGGCUGGGGAUUCACUAAUGAAGGAGGCUUUGUGUCAGAUGAGCUAAGACAGGCUCAGGUACAGGUGAUAUCUCAAUCCAUUUGCUCCAGCUUGCCUGUUUAUGGUGCCUUCAUAACGCCUCGGAUGAUCUGCGCUGGCAGCUUGUCUGGGGGAGUGGAUUCCUGCCAGGGAGACAGCGGUGGACCGCUGGUGUGUGAGACAUCUAAAGGGGAAUGGAGGCUGGCAGGGGUGGUGAGUUGGGGACAGGGUUGUGCACGUCCCAAUAAACCAGGUGUCUACAGCAGAGUAACUCAACUACUCCAGUGGGUUGAAGGACAUACAGAGGGUAAAGCAGUGGAGUUGGAGAAAACCACUAAAGUUGUGGCUGACACCUCGUUAACACCUGACCCCUUAAUGAGAUAACUGAAAAUAAAGAUUGACACGCUAUUUAUCUGCCUGUGUUGGUGCUUUUAUC